AUGCCUUUCCCGGCGACUCCAUCACCAUUCCGCCUCUCCCGCCGCAACCCAUCCACGCGCCGCAGUGGCCCUCAAUUCGCACCCACACCUCGGUUUCUCCUAUCGCAAAGUGUAACGCAGAAGGAAGAUGAUGAUAUUGACGUGAUAGAUGACGAUGGGCCAUCUUCAACGCGUGAAGUCGCGGGUAACCCGCCUACUGUCCAGAGUGCCACCCGCGCGCGCCAACAACGCGACGUGAUCGAGGACUCUGAUGAUGCCGCAGAUAUAGAGGAUAUACGAAUCGGAGGGAUAGCUGCAGAGAACCUAGCAGAUGAUGCCAUAGACUGCACUCCUCCCGAAGAAUCAGAGACUCCAGGCAUCCUGGACGCUGAGUUCGACGCACUAUUUGAACCGGUUAGAGAUGGGAAUAAACGGCGCCGCGUGGAGGGAGCGACGCCCUUCAAUCGAAGCAAUCUCACACAGGUUGAUCCAAUAUUGUCAUCACCUCCCGAGACUGCGAACCCUCCAGCCGAUCCCAUCGAUUUGCCCGAUAAAAGCAGGCAAAGCACUACGACAUGGGAUACGGGCACCCAGAGAACUCCCGCACCACGUGCACGUCCAUUCGCACCACCCUUAUCAACCCCAAGCGACAUGAAAACACCAUUCCGCAGUCGUCCUCGGUUUAUGCUUUCCUCGACAGUGAAGCCUCCCAGCAGCCAGUCUGCACCCAAAUUCAAACUAGACACACCGGGUAUAUCACCGCCUGAGAGACGGAAGCCGGCUUUUGUUUUGCCUCGCUCACCGUCACCGAAUCCGGAUGCAGAGGAUAUCCCUGCACCGUUCUCUCCCUCUUCACGUACACUGCGUCGCCGUGGUCGAAACCGAGCCGAUGUGUCCAAUUAUAUUCCUGGCGGAAUGGCCGCAGAGGUACGCGGCUGGAUCUUGGAAAUGGGCACGAAACGUGACCAGUUACCAAAACCUCCCUUGGCUCCAGCUCCAAACUCGCAGGCGCCGGAUGCCUCGCUGGAAAAGCUGAAUGCGUAUCUCCUGACUGCACGUGUCAUUCAUGUCAGUCAGUCAUCUCUGAGCGGAUGUGGCGCUAUUGCCUUUUUCGAGCAGAAGUGCUUACUGGGAGUCAUGUGCAAGGGCAAGGGAGAAAUCCUAAUGCAGUCUUGA
Penicillium crustosum is the source of this 1155-nucleotide messenger RNA. RefSeq lists its product as uncharacterized. The transcript has 2 exons. The record is from RefSeq and is a predicted model, not a curated record. NCBI's taxonomy places the organism in Eukaryota, Fungi, Ascomycota, Eurotiomycetes, Eurotiales, Aspergillaceae. The coding region runs from base 1 to 1155 and encodes 384 amino acids.